Messenger RNA from Echinops telfairi (small Madagascar hedgehog), 1890 nucleotides. It is a transcript of the gene MFGE8, whose product is annotated as milk fat globule EGF and factor V/VIII domain containing. The transcript is spliced from 8 exons. The record is from RefSeq and is a predicted model, not a curated record. NCBI's taxonomy places the organism in Eukaryota, Metazoa, Chordata, Mammalia, Afrosoricida, Tenrecidae. The coding region runs from base 60 to 1262 and encodes 400 amino acids.
GAGCGACUUGCUAAGUCAGGGCUGCCUUUGCAGGUGACUUCUGUGACUCCAACCAGUGUAUGAAUGGUGGCACCUGUCUGGUGGGCCUGGACAGUGCUCCCUUCUACUGCCUCUGCCCGGAAGGCUUCACAGGUCCCAAGUGCAACGAGAUUGAGACAGGUCCCUGUUUCCAGAACCCCUGUCUCAACGAUGCUGAAUGCCAGGUGACUCAUGACUCCCAUCGAGGGGACGUCUUCACCCAGUAUGUCUGCAAGUGCCCUCAGGGCUUCUCAGGCACCCACUGUGAGAGCAGCUGCGCCAUGCCGCUGGGCAUGGAGGCGGGCGCCAUCGCAGACUCCCAGAUCUCCGCCUCCUCCGUGCACCUGGGCUUCUUGGGCGUGCAACGUUGGGGCCCAGAGCUGGCCCGCUUGCACCUCACGGGCAUCGUCAACGCCUGGACGGCCAGCAACUACGACAGGAGCCCUUGGAUCCAGGUGAACCUGCUGCGGAAGAUGCGGGUUACGGGCGUGGUGACUCAGGGUGCCAGUCGAGUGGGCAGUGCUGAGUACCUGAGGACCUUCAAGGUGGCCUAUAGCCUUGAUGGACGCAAGUUCCAGUUCAUCCAAGAUGCAGAGGGGCUUGGAGACAAGGUGUUUGUGGGGAAUGAGGACAAAAGUGGCCUGAAGAGGAACAUGUUUGAACCCCCUCUGGAGACGCAGUAUGUGAGGCUGGUCCCCGUCGUCUGCCGCCGGGGCUGCACUCUGCGCUUUGAGCUGCUGGGCUGUGAGCUGAAUGCAGGUUGCUCCAACUCCCUGGGCAUGAAGGAUGGCACCAUUCUCGACCGGCAGAUCUCUGCCUCCAGCUUCUUCAAGACCUGGGGCCUGAAUGCCUUCAGCUGGCAUCCCUCCUACGCGCGCCUGGACAUGCAGGGCAAGUUCAACGCCUGGACCGCCCAGAGCAACAGUGCUUCCGAGUGGCUACAGGUCGACCUGGGGUCCCUAAAGCGUGUGACGGGCAUCAUCACCCAGGGAGCCCGAGACUUUGGCUACAUCCAGUAUGUGGCUGCCUACAAGGUAGCCUACAGUGACGAUGCCCAGCAGUGGAUGGAGUAUAAGGAGCGCGGGGCGGUGGACAGCAGGAUCUUCCCCGGGAACUCAGACAACAACUCACACAAGAAGAAUGUGUUUGAGACGCCCUUCAAGGCCCGCUACGUCCGAGUGCUGCCCGUGGCCUGGCACAAUCGCAUCACCCUGCGGAUGGAGCUGCUGGGCUGCGAGUUGUAGCCCCCGGCUCAGGCCGAGGGGCUGGCGAGGAUAAGCGCCACCCUGCUUCAGUGGGCCGGCCCCCUGCUUCCUUCCGAUUGUAGCCAGAGCAGGUGUGUGGGCGAGAUGAGGUGGCAGAGGAGGUGCCAGCCGCUGGCCACCCCUUCCCUCAUACUGACCCUUAACCUCCCUCAGCACCCCCCUGGGGGGUAGGCUGUCCUUAUGCUACCUCCUUCUUUUGGGUCUGGGGUGGAACAGGAGGGGUUCAGGAGGGGGUGUGGCUUUUCCAGGCACUGGGGGACUCUGGACAGGCCUGUGCUGUCCACAUCCCUCUACACUCAGCCAUAACCCUAUGACCCAGCAAAGGCCACGGGCGCCAGGCUGGAAGAUAACGCCCCCACCCUGACCCAGACUGGAGGUCACCUGCCUCCAGACACUUGCCCCUUAUCUCCCCGGAGACCUCCCUCCCCCUUUUGUCCCAGAAGACCUCUCUUGACCCUUGUCCUGAAGCCUAGAGAGAGACGCAGAGGUGGCGAGGCUUUCCGGAGAGCCGUGGGCGGUGACUGGGUAAGGGGGGAGGGCCCUUCGGCUGGUUCCUCACCUAGAAUACACAGACAGCUUCCAGAAUAUAUUUAUGUCAUCCACUGGG